AUGGACUUUUCUGCGUCUAUGAUCAGCAGUGCCAGUGGGUACGCUUGGGUAGCCCCAACUCCGAUGGUUAUGAUGCCUGCAGUCUUUGAUGAUGAAGCAGCCGUUGUGAAACCAACAUGGAGAUUAUAUGCCAAUAUUAUUGUCGUAGUUCUCCCUGCUCUUCAGUUUGGAUGGUCAACAUCUCAAUUAAACAAUUCAAUGUUUCAUAGCGAAAGAGAUUGCAAUGUUCGACCAAUUGUAGCUGGAACAUGCCUCAUGUUCCCUGGACAUACUUUAAUUGAAUGGACAAUUGCUGUAAGUUCGUGGAUUGUUGGUGGCAUGAUUGGAUCACUUGUUAUUGGACGUGUUUCCAAUAAAUUUGGACGUAAACCGACGUUAAUGAUAAAUGGUGUCUUUUUAAUUGCAGGAAGUACCGUUCAAGCUAUUGCGAAUAGUAUUCAGAUAUUUACUAUUGGUCGUGUCUUGGCUGGGAUUGCAGCAGGUGGAUCUACUGCAAUUAUUCCAGGAUUUAUUGGUGAAGUCUGUCCACCACAUCUUCGUAGUAAAAUGGGAAUAUGUUUUCAACUUUCAUUAACUCUUGGUCAUUUCUUUGUUGCUAUAUCAUUCUUCAUUGCAAGUACAAGUACUGGUUGGCGCUAUAUUGCUGGAUUUCCGAUUAUUAUUGGAUCUGUCUUUCUUUUAUUGGCGCCAUUUGUUCUUGUUGAAAGUCCUGCAUGGCUUUUAAUGGUUAAUCGACCUAAAGAUGCCGAAAAUGAAUUAGCACGUUUAUAUGGGGAAAACAAUGUCUAUACAGCUAAAAAAUGGAUUAAUCAACAACAAGGAAAUGCUGAAGCAAAAAGAGAAGGAGCUGUUCGAUUACAAGAUCUUGGGUUGUCGAUGAUUGCACCUCCACCAAAUACAGGACAACCAAGUACUUUAUUACGAUUAUUUACGUCAUUACGUCCUCAAAUGUUUACAGCUCUAGGUGUUGCUGGUGCACAACAACUUACAGGAGUUUAUGCAAUUUUUCUCUUUUCAUCAAGUAUUUUCAACGAAGCAGGAAUUUCCGACACUCGAUUAAGUGUCUUGAUUGUCAAUUUUGUGAAUGUUCUUCCAACUCUUGUCUGUGGUUUAUUCGUAGCACGUGUUGGAAAUCGUUUCUUAAUCUUGUUGGGAUUAGUUGGUAUGUUUCUUGGUGCGAUUGGUAUCACUGUGUCAUUAUUGACAAAUCUCUCAGCACUUUCAAUUGUCUCUAUUGCUCUAUAUGUUGCUACAUUUGGUUUAAGUAUUGGACCAUUAGCAUGGGGAAUCAUUGCUGAUAUGUUUCCAGAUGAUGUACGUGCUGUUGGCUGCUCCAUUUGUGUCGCUUGUAGCUGGUGCUGCAGUCUUUUCGUUGGCAUUUCGUAUCCAUAUCUUGUUAAGACAUUGGGUGAUUACAGUUUUAUGCCAUUUAUUUAUACAAUUACGCUCUCAUUUCUAAUGGUCUUUUCUUUAGUACCUGAAACAUAUAGCAAGACUAUUCAAGAGAUUCAGGACGAAUUUGCUACUAUGUGGCAAAAACCUAAGGUUGUUGCACAAUGGCGAAUGUCAGGUGGUAGUCAAAUUCCCGUGUUAGGAUGA
Plasmopara halstedii is the source of this 1599-nucleotide messenger RNA. RefSeq names its product major facilitator superfamily. The transcript has a single exon. Gene Ontology annotation, biological process: monosaccharide transmembrane transport. Gene Ontology annotation, cellular component: membrane. The record is from RefSeq and is a predicted model, not a curated record. Bases 1 to 1599 code for a protein of 532 amino acids. Gene Ontology annotation, molecular function: hexose transmembrane transporter activity. Lineage: Eukaryota; Oomycota; Peronosporomycetes; Peronosporales; Peronosporaceae.